Panonychus citri (citrus red mite) is the source of this 1397-nucleotide messenger RNA. RefSeq lists its product as uncharacterized. The transcript is spliced from 4 exons. Lineage: Eukaryota; Metazoa; Arthropoda; Arachnida; Trombidiformes; Tetranychidae. The coding region runs from base 256 to 1167 and encodes 303 amino acids. The record is from RefSeq and is a predicted model, not a curated record.
CUCUGGAACAAAAAUCUCAUUGAUGGAACUCAUAUUCGAUUCAGUAUUAUAAUUUCUCACGUUCAAUUUCUAAUAUGAAAAGUCGAUUGACUCUAUUAUCAUAUUCUUACGAAGGGUUGGAAAGAGUUUCAAUUAGCUUAAUCUACUAGUUGCAUAAUUGAUAAUGAAAUUUCUGGUUGAUUACAUUGAUUUAAUUGUUAUUACUUCUCAUCAUCAUUGUAGUGUGCACCUCAUACUUGGUCAAUCGCGGCUGAGAUGAAAUUAUCGAUAAUCUUGUUUACGUUGAUUUACAUUUACAAAGCUAAACCGAUGGUUGGAUUGAGUUUGAAUGUUGGCCUAAUUGUUGGAUGUUUGAUUUACAUCAGUUCAAUAUUUUACUACAACGAGCUUGAACCUCAUGGUAUCACCAGGGGAUUCAGUAUACUUGACUUUGAAAACUGGAUGCACUUUAUUCACCUUCCAACAAUUAAUCGUCUAUGGUCUUAUAUAACUCCGAUCUUCGUUGUUUACUUGAUCAGUAAAGGAUUUAAAUUGAAUUCUAUUGAGACUGUUAAUCGUAUCAAAUGGAUUUCUAUCUUAACCAUUAUCGCUAUCACUUCAUUUCUUCUUCCAACUAUUUGGGGACCACUGAACAAUUAUAAGACUCCAAUGAUUGUGGCAAUUUAUUCAAUUUUUUAUCGACUGCUAUCAAUGUCUUUCUACGUGUUGAUAAUUAUCUUCGUUUCGAGUGAAAAAAUAUUCCAACAUAUAAAUCGUAAUAAUGAUUACUAUGAUAAUAAUAAGCUCUCGCCUUCAAUUGAUAACGUUAACAACAACACUUACAACAAACAACGUACGCGAAACUUUUACCUUCGUCGAAAUAGUAAAAUAGAUCAGUUCAUUCAAUCAACUGUAAUUUUACUUCGAUCAACAUAUUACGUUCAUGUCGCCGUGUUCAUUUGGUACUACAGUUCACAGAAAUGGCCCAUAUUACCAUCUAAGGAAUUGAUCGGUCAUAUGUUUUAUGCUAUAUUUUUAGCGAUUCAUGUUGGAUUAGUGUUCCAACUGAUUAUCCUUGGGCCAUUUGUAUCGUUAAUUGUUGAGAAAGUUGGUAACAAUCGAUUAUUCAAAACUGGAUCUUCACAAAUGGUCAAUUUACCGCUCACAAGAAACGGCGGAGCUCAAUGAGAGGACGAAUUGUUUAACAACAAUUAAAUUAAUUUACUCGAUAAAUUCUUGAUCAGUUGACAUUUUUUAUUGUUCCAUAGUAAUUGAAGUUAAAUUAUAAAUAAAUUUGUUAGAUUUUCAUCGUCAUAUUGAACCUUCGUGUCCACAAUUCGCACGAAACCUGUUUUUAUAAAACUAAUUCUGUUAAUUUUUAUUAUCCAAGUAAUUCAAUAAACUCAAUCUAUUUGAAA